AUGCUUUUUCUCCGUUUGGGUUUCUUACAGAUCAUUGAAGAUGUCGAAAGGAUCUGCAAAUUCCGGUUCAUCUGCCCCACAAGCGAUGGCAGGCUUCGCUUAAAGAGUUUCGAGAACAAAACACGAGUAAGUUUCAGCGACAAGCAGACCGGAUCCUAUGGCCGAGCAACAGCAACUGAGAAGGCGUCCACCGGAGACUUCCAGUGGCAGAACGGAAAGAGUGGAACCAGGAGUGAAUACAAGGAAAGCUCUACGGUCAGAGUCGGAGACAAGAGUGGCUACACUGAGGUUUACAACGAGCAGAGGGUUCGUAAUGUGAGAGUUCGUAAUGUGAGUUUCAACAACAAUGGCAGCAAGAGCGUCAUAACCUAUGACAAUGGCGAUGGUGGGUAUGGCUAUAGGUAUGGGGGUGGUUAUGAUUCUGACUAG
Messenger RNA from Lactuca saligna, 429 nucleotides. The record is from the annotation of a GenBank genome assembly. Lineage: Eukaryota; Viridiplantae; Streptophyta; Magnoliopsida; Asterales; Asteraceae.